Molecule: messenger RNA, 561 nt
Organism: Ixodes scapularis (black-legged tick)
Lineage: Eukaryota; Metazoa; Arthropoda; Arachnida; Ixodida; Ixodidae
Gene: RpL24
Product: 60S ribosomal protein L24
Biological process (GO): cytoplasmic translation
Cellular component (GO): cytosolic large ribosomal subunit
Molecular function (GO): structural constituent of ribosome; mRNA binding
Source: RefSeq, a predicted model, not a curated record
GUGAUAUUUGUUUCUGUGAGUGCGGUGCAGUUCUUUUCGUCCCCACAGAGAACCGACGAUGAAGAUCGGAUUGUGUUCGUUCAGUGGCUACAAAAUUUAUCCCGGCCAUGGGAAGCGGAUGGUCAAGACAGACGGGAAGACCUUCCACUUCCUGAAUGCCAAGUGCGAGGCAUCUCACAUGAUGAAGCGCAACCCACAAGGUGACGUGGACGGUGCUGUACCGCCGCAAGCACAAGAAGGGCCUGGAGGAGGAGACAGCCAAGCGGCGCACCAAGCCACGGCCAAGUUCCAGAGGGCCAUCGUGGGCGCCAGCCUCAACGACAUCAUGGCGAGGAGGAACAUGAAGCCCGAGGUGCGCAAGGCACAGCGGGAGCAGGCCAUCCGAGCAGCCAAGGAAAAGCAGAGGGCACAGAAGGCCCAGAAGAAGACCACCGCAACUCCGCUGACGAAGGUGGCUCAGAAGCAGAAGGCCAGCAAACCGAUCCAGAUGAAGGCCCCCCGAGUCGGAGGCAAGCGCUGAGAGCAAGAAGUGGGUCGUUAUUAAAAUGCUGUGUCUAUUCA